Lachancea lanzarotensis is the source of this 552-nucleotide messenger RNA. RefSeq names its product LALA0S01e04170g1_1 (gene ATG29). The transcript has a single exon. Gene Ontology annotation, cellular component: phagophore assembly site. Gene Ontology annotation, biological process: autophagosome assembly. The record is from RefSeq and is a predicted model, not a curated record. The coding region runs from base 1 to 552 and encodes 183 amino acids. NCBI's taxonomy places the organism in Eukaryota, Fungi, Ascomycota, Saccharomycetes, Saccharomycetales, Saccharomycetaceae.
AUGGACGCUGACAAUACCGUAAUCUAUGUCAAAGUUGCCGGACGCGAUAGGGAAGGGUUUGUAGAGCCUCCAAAGUUCUAUUGGGACCUGGAAAAGGACCAGAAACUGUGGUUGAAGAUAUCACGAUUUGGCAACAACAAGAGCAUCGAUUGGUCCAAACUGAGUCGGGAAUUCGAGACACCGGAGUUUUUCCUGCGGAAGAGGAGCUACAGACUGUUUUCAAAGCAUUUACGAAUGCUGGAACAUGAAAUUGAGACCAAGACUCGCGGAUUGGAUGUGGGACAAGAACUGGAAGAAGAUGAGGAUGAGGAUGAGGAUGAAUUGAAGGAAAAUGAGAGUGGUCAAGAGUCACAAGCUAGGGAAGAGGAAGAAGGUGCUACAGAGGGUGCCAAGAACCUGAGGUGGUCGAGGAUCUUGAAUCAGAAAAUUCCAGGAGAUGCGAAAGCCCCAGACUCGUCUUUGAGUGAACUGUCGAAUUUGAGUGUGAGCAAAUCUGCACUAGAAGAAGCAGUGCUGGACAGACUGCAGCUUUGGGGAUUGGGUGAGAGGUGA